This is a messenger RNA of Trichosurus vulpecula (common brushtail), 2566 nucleotides long. RefSeq names its product ring finger protein 138 (gene RNF138). Lineage: Eukaryota; Metazoa; Chordata; Mammalia; Diprotodontia; Phalangeridae. The coding region runs from base 222 to 959 and encodes 245 amino acids. The transcript is spliced from 9 exons. The record is from RefSeq and is a predicted model, not a curated record.
GGAGGGGGUGGGAAGAGAGAGAGCUGGAAGAGAGAAUGGGGGAGGAGGAGGAGCAGCCGCAGGAGCCGCAGCCGGAGGAGGAGGAGCGGCGGCCACGCUAAUUAGCCAGGCCGGGCCGGGUCGGGCCGAGCCGCGCGGACCGAACUAGCCGUCGAGCAGCCCAAGGAGCCAAGCCCGGGGCCGCCGCCUUCGCCAUCGCCGCCUCCCGCCAGUCCCGCACCAUGGCCGAGACGCUCUCCACCGCCACGUCCUACACCGAAGACGACUUUUACUGCCCGGUCUGUCAGGAGGUGUUCAAGACCCCGGUGCGGACCGCGGCCUGUCAGCACGUUUUUUGUAGAAAAUGUUUCCUGACUGCUAUGAGAGAAAGUGGAAUACACUGUCCCCUCUGUCGUGGAAAUGUAACUAGAAGAGAGCGAGCAUGUCCUGAACGGGCCUUAGACAUUGAAAAUGUCAUGAGGAAAUUUUCUGGUAGCUGCAGAUGCUGUGCAAAACAGAUCAAAUUUUAUCGCAUGAGACAUCAUUACAAAUCUUGUAAGAAGUAUCAGGAUGAGUAUGGUGUGUCCUCCAUCAUUCCAAACUUUCAGAUCUCUCAAGAUUCAGUAGGGAAUAGUAAUAGGAGUGAGACAUCUACGUCUGAUAAUACAGAGACCUAUCAAGGAGAUGCAAGUUCUACUGGGCAUCCCACAUUUAAGUGUCCCUUGUGUCAAGAAGCAAACUUUACAAGACAGCGUUUACUGGAUCAUUGUAAUAAUAGUCACCUCUUUCAGAUAGUCCCUGUGACGUGUCCUAUUUGUGUGUCUCUUCCAUGGGGUGAUCCUAGCCAGAUUACUAGAAAUUUUGUUAGCCAUCUAAAUCAGAGACAUCAGUUUGAUUAUGGAGAAUUUGUGAAUCUUCAAUUAGAUGAGGAAACACAGUAUCAGACUGCUGUUGAAGAAUCUUAUCAAGUAAACUUCUGAAGGUUGUAGUCAUCUGCAUUUUCUAUCUGCAAGUGCCAUCUUUGAGGGAAAAAGCUACGUGAAUUCACGUUUCAGUAACCUGAUGUGUAUAUUAAUAAAAAGGAAUUCAGUCUACUCUUUUGUUUAUUGUAAAACAAGGAUAGACUUUUAAAAACAUUGUCUUUUCAUCCUUGAAAAAUGGAGGUUAUAGUAUUACUUAAAAAGCAUAGAAAGGAACUUCCCUGUGGUGAUGGUGAAAAAUGGAGUCUGCUGAUGUAAAUGUUGUACCUUAUUCUUUUCUAUGUUAAGCUUUCUUGAAUUACUCAUUUCUCAGUUUUUUAUUUGAUGCAGUUUUCCCACUAUUCAUUGUGCAGUAAAUAAUAGUAACACUUUUUAAAAAAUGGAUUAAACCCUUAUAAAUCUGAGCCAGUUAUUACUACUAUCAAAAUGGAAAUUUUGAGAAUUAAAUGGAAAGUCAUCUUUUUGUGUGAUUUGUAGCUGAAAAAUUAAUCUUAAAAUUAUAUUUAUAGAUUUUAGUAUUUUGAAGAGUAGUGAGAUUUCUUUAGUAAUAUUAACACUUAAAGAAAGGAAGGUGAAUGUUGCCAUUCUGUUUCCUUAUGUUAAAAACGUGGAGUAUUGCAUAGCUGUGUGACUUCCUUUUUGUCAUUGGGAAGAAAUUAUAUGCUAUUAUCAAAGGAAAAUUAAGUUUUAUUUCUGUGGAAGGCAGUUAAAAGUGGGAUACCCUGAUCUUUGACUGUCAAUGACCAUUAACACUGAAGAAAGUUACUUGAGCAACCCUUGGUCCCAAAAUUUUAGUAGUAGUGAUUAGUUAUGACAGCAGUGAGUUUAAUGGAACGUUUUUUUGAGUUGAUGGUAUUAAAUGCUGAUAAACAGGUAUUUAAAUGAGGUAUGUCCUCUUCUAUGUAUAUAAGAAAUUUUCUUUUAUUCAUAAAGGCUAAGGUGUAUGCUAUAUAUUUUUGGCACUUUUGCAGGUGAUAUACAUGCACCGUUAUCUGCUAGAUAAUGAAAAAAAAAUGGAAAAGCAAUAUGGAGGUCAAAGGGUUUUUAUUGGAUUAGUUAAAUAUUAUAUAGUCACCAAAAUUUCCAAAAACCCACUCAGAAACCAAAUGCCAGAUUGUCCAGUUGGCUGCUAAUACUUUUUUUCUGGGAGAUGGGGGGGUGGGUGAGUUUACAUGCAUGUGUAGCACUCCUGGUUUAUAUCAUCAAGAAGGAGGUGAGGCUAAAGAAAGGAGAACAAAUUCUUAAGCCAGAAAGUCUGUCUCAGGACUUUAUAGUGCCAGAGGAUUACUUUUUUUGUUUUUUUUUUUGUUUUGUUUUGUUUUCACUUUUGGGAGUGAGUGCUAGCACGUGUAUCAUAAAUUACCUUGCACUGGAAGGCCUAAAUCACAGAAUUAGGAUAAAGAGUGGACUCUGACAUUCCAUGCUAAUGUAUACUGUUUACGCUAUCUUAAAAACAGCAGAAAAUGGAAACCUCAAAAGUAGUUUGCUGCUAAUAUACAUAUUGUGUAAAAAAAGUCUAUUUUGGUUUUGUUAAAACCCUCAAUGUUAACUUUUCUACAGUGAACAUUUCUUAACUGAUUUAAUAAAGAUGUUAAUUUUGGAAGUGG